CCCCGAGGGGGCCGGGCCGUCCGGUGGGGCCGCGGCCCUGUUCGGUGCUGCGAGCUCGCCCUCUCGCGGCUCCCCGGCCCGGCCGCCGCCGCCGCCGCCCCUCUCCCCGCCCAGAGGCGCCCCGGGGGCACCAUGCAGGCGCAGCAGCUGCCGUACGAGUUUUUCAGCGAGGAGAACGCACCCAAGUGGCGGGGGCUGCUGGUGCCGGCGCUGAAAAAGGUCCAGGGGCAAGUUCAUCCUACUCUUGAGUCUAGUGAUGAUGCUCUUCAGUAUGUUGAAGAAUUAAUUUUGCAGUUAUUAAAUAUGCUAUGCCAAGCUCAGCCCCGAAGUGCUUCAGAUGUAGAGGAACGUGUUCAAAAAAGUUUCCCUCAUCCAAUUGAUAAGUGGGCAAUAGCUGAUGCCCAAUCGGCUAUUGAAAAGAGGAAGCGAAGAAACCCUUUAUCUCUCCCAGUAGAAAAAAUUCAUCCUUUAUUAAAGGAGGUCCUAGGUUAUAAAAUUGACCACCAGGUUUCUGUUUACAUAGUAGCAGUAUUAGAAUACAUUUCUGCAGACAUUUUAAAGCUGGUGGGGAAUUAUGUACGAAAUAUACGGCAUUAUGAAAUUACAAAACAAGAUAUUAAAGUGGCAAUGUGUGCUGAUAAGGUAUUGAUGGAUAUGUUUCAUCAAGAUGUAGAAGAUAUAAAUAUAUUAUCUUUAACCGAUGAAGAGCCUUCCACCUCAGGAGAGCAAACUUACUAUGAUUUGGUAAAAGCAUUUAUGGCAGAAAUUCGACAGUACAUAAGGGAACUAAAUUUAAUUAUAAAAGUUUUUAGAGAGCCCUUUGUCUCCAAUUCAAAAUUAUUUUCAGCUAAUGACGUAGAAAAUAUAUUUAGUCGUAUAGUAGAUAUACAUGAACUUAGUGUAAAAUUACUGGGCCAUAUAGAAGAUACUGUGGAAAUGACUGAUGAAGGUAGUCCCCAUCCCUUAGUAGGAAGCUGCUUUGAAGACUUAGCAGAGGAACUGGCAUUUGAUCCAUAUGAAUCAUAUGCUCGAGAUAUCUUACGGCCUGGUUUUCAUGAUCGUUUCCUUAGUCAGUUAUCAAAGCCAGGAGCAGCACUCUAUUUACAGUCAAUAGGCGAAGGUUUCAAAGAAGCUGUUCAAUAUGUUUUACCCAGGCUACUUCUAGCCCCUGUUUACCACUGUCUGCAUUACUUUGAGCUUUUGAAGCAGUUAGAAGAAAAGAGUGAAGAUCAAGAAGACAAGGAAUGUUUGAAACAAGCAAUAACAGCUUUGCUUAAUGUUCAGAGUGGUAUGGAAAAAAUAUGUUCUAAAAGUCUUGCAAAACGAAGACUGAGUGAAUCUGCAUGUCGGUUUUAUAGUCAGCAAAUGAAGGGGAAACAACUAGCAAUCAAGAAAAUGAACGAGAUUCAAAAGAAUAUUGAUGGUUGGGAGGGAAAAGACAUUGGACAGUGUUGCAAUGAAUUUAUAAUGGAAGGAACUCUUACACGUGUAGGAGCCAAGCAUGAGAGACACAUAUUUCUCUUUGAUGGCUUAAUGAUUUGCUGUAAAUCAAAUCAUGGGCAGCCAAGACUUCCUGGUGCUAGCAAUGCAGAGUAUCGUCUGAAAGAAAAGUUUUUCAUGAGAAAGGUACAAAUUAAUGACAAAGAUGACACCAGUGAGUACAAGCAUGCUUUUGAAAUAAUUUUAAAAGAUGAAAAUAGUGUUAUAUUUUCUGCCAAGUCAGCUGAAGAGAAAAACAAUUGGAUGGCAGCACUGAUAUCUCUCCAGUACCGGAGCACACUGGAAAGGAUGCUUGACGUGACGAUGCUACAGGAAGAGAAGGAGGAGCAGAUGAGGCUCCCUAGUGCUGAUGUUUAUCGAUUUGCAGAGCCUGACUCCGAAGAGAAUAUAAUAUUUGAAGAGAACACACAGCCCAAGGCUGGAAUUCCAAUUAUCAAAGCAGGAACUGUUAUUAAACUUAUUGAGAGGCUCACGUACCAUAUGUACGCAGAUCCCAAUUUUGUUCGGACAUUUCUUACAACAUACAGAUCCUUUUGUAAACCUCAAGAACUACUGAGUCUUAUAAUAGAAAGGUUUGAAAUUCCAGAGCCUGAGCCAACAGAAGCUGAUCGCAUAGCUAUAGAGAAUGGAGAUCAACCCUUGAGUGCAGAACUAAAAAGGUUUAGGAAAGAAUACAUACAGCCUGUACAACUGCGAGUAUUAAAUGUAUGUCGGCAUUGGGUAGAGCACCAUUUCUAUGAUUUUGAAAGAGACGCAGAUCUUUUGCAGCGAAUGGAAGAGUUUAUUGGAACAGUAAGAGGUAAAGCAAUGAAAAAAUGGGUUGAAUCCAUCACUAAAAUAAUCCAAAGGAAAAAAAUUGCAAGAGACAAUGGACCAGGUCAUAAUAUUACAUUUCAGAGUUCACCUCCCACAGUUGAGUGGCAUAUAAGCAGGCCUGGGCACAUAGAGACUUUUGACCUGCUCACCUUACACCCAAUAGAAAUUGCUCGACAACUCACUUUACUUGAAUCAGAUCUAUAUCGAGCUGUACAGCCAUCAGAAUUAGUUGGAAGCGUGUGGACAAAGGAAGACAAAGAAAUUAAUUCUCCUAAUCUCCUAAAAAUGAUCCGGCACACCACUAACCUCACUCUGUGGUUUGAGAAAUGUAUUGUAGAAACUGAAAACUUAGAAGAAAGAGUAGCUGUGGUGAGUCGAAUAAUUGAGAUUCUACAAGUCUUUCAAGAGCUGAACAAUUUCAAUGGUGUCCUUGAGGUUGUCAGUGCUAUGAACUCAUCUCCUGUUUACAGACUAGACCACACAUUUGAGCAAAUACCAAGUCGCCAAAAGAAAAUUUUAGAAGAAGCUCAUGAAUUAAGCGAAGAUCACUAUAAGAAAUAUUUGGCAAAACUCAGGUCUAUUAAUCCACCGUGUGUGCCUUUCUUUGGAAUUUAUCUAACUAAUAUCUUGAAAACAGAAGAAGGCAACCCUGAGGUCCUAAAAAGGCAUGGAAAAGAGCUUAUAAACUUUAGCAAAAGGAGGAAAGUAGCAGAAAUAACAGGAGAGAUCCAGCAGUACCAAAAUCAGCCUUAUUGUUUACGAGUAGAAUCAGAUAUCAAAAGGUUCUUUGAAAAUUUGAAUCCAAUGGGAAAUAGCAUGGAAAAGGAAUUUACAGAUUAUCUUUUCAACAAAUCCUUAGAAAUAGAACCGCGAAACCCUAAGCCUCUCCCAAGAUUUCCAAAAAAAUACAGCUAUCCCCUAAAAUCUCCUGGUGUUCGUCCAUCAAACCCAAGACCAGGUACCAUGAGACAUCCCACACCUCUGCAGCAGGAGCCAAGGAAAAUUAGUUACAGUAGGAUCCCCGAAAGUGAGACAGAAAGUACAGCAUCUGCACCAAACUCUCCAAGAACACCGUUAACACCUCCUCCUGCUUCGGGUGCUUCUAGUACCACAGAUGUUUGCAGCGUAUUUGACUCUGAUCAUUCGAGCCCUUUUCACUCAAGCAGCGAUACCGUCUUUGUCCAAGUUUCACUGCCCCAUGGCCCAAGAUCUGCUUCAGUAUCAUCUAUAAGUUUAACCAAGGGCACUGACGAAGUGCCUGUCCCCCCUCCUGUUCCUCCACGAAGACGGCCAGAAUCUGCCCCCGCGGAAUCUUCGCCAUCUAAGAUUAUGUCUAAGCAUUUGGACAGCCCCCCAGCAAUUCCUCCUAGACAGCCCACAUCAAAAGCCUAUUCACCGCGGUAUUCAAUAGCAGACCGGACCUCUAUAUCAGACCCUCCCGAGAGCCCUCCCUUAUUACCACCGCGAGAACCUGUGAGGACACCUGAUGUUUUCUCCAGCUCACCACUACAUCUCCAGCCUCCCCCUUUGGGCAAAAAAAGCGAUCAUGGCAAUGCCUUCUUCCCAAACAGCCCUUCCCCAUUUACGCCACCUCCUCCUCAAACACCUUCUCCUCAUGGCACGAGAAGGCAUCUGCCAUCACCACCACUGACACAAGAAGUGGACCUUCCUUCCAUCACUGGGCCGCCGGUUCCUCCACGACAAAGCACUUCUCAACAUAUCCCUAAACUCCCUCCAAAAACUUAUAAAAGGGAGCACACACACCCCUCCAUGCACAGAGAUGGACCACCACUGUUGGAGAACGCCCAUUCUUCCUGAGUGUCUCUGUUCCAGGAUGGACAUUUUCCUAGCCCCAAAUCCAUUGCUGGCAAUGGAUGCACGGAAUGUGCCAGCACUGAGGAGUUACAGUGACAGCUCCAAACACUAACGACUCUACUUCAAGAUGCAGUAUAAGACAAUGAAUUUUAACCUAGACAUAAUUAUAAAAUGAAAAUGGUAUUCGUUUAGAUACGGAAAGACUGAUGUAGAGGAAUUGGACAACUGAUUGCACCUGAAAAUCAAGUAAAGGGACUUUUUCCAGCCAAUAGGCAGGAGUCCUCUUUUUGUGAAGUGAUCUUUAUCGUUAAAGGGAUGGAAAACAUAGUCUAGUGUCCAGCAGGCCCACAUGAUGACAGUUUUUGUAAUUCAAAAUAUGCACUUUUUAAAAAGAAAUCUUAAACAGGGAUCUUCAUAUCUCCUUUGUUUUCCUUUGCUUUUACUCAUCCUACUUUAGAAUAUUUUCCUAGAAAUCAUUUAAAGGACUGUGGGGAGUGGCUGUGGUGCCUGACCUUGUGGGAGUCCAGGCCCCGUGCUGUGCCACAGUCCCGUUUACAGGUUAUUACAGUGAAGUGAAUGGGUACCGAGGCUUCACCAAAGAGGUACUUUUUUUUCUUUUUCUUUCUUUUUUUUUUUUUUAGGAAUAAUUAUAUUAAUUUUAAGAGCAUUCCCCCACCCACCCUCCCUACAGACAAAAUAUGGUGGUGAUGCCUUCAAACAAGAAGUUUUGUGUCAUUAACAUGACAGAAGAACUUUUUAAAAAAAUGUAACUGUCAAGUAUACGAUUUACAUUUAGGAGACUGUUAAUCUGUGCUAGAUUGUUAUUGCCCCCCCCCACCCCCCACAAAAGUUUACUGGUAACCCAUGUCAUGGCUCAUAGCCGUCCCUCUAACCAUUCUCUGGAAAUGCAGUCACCCAGUGUGGAAAGGAGCAUUGCUGGGCGUCCCUGACACCGCUCAUGUUUUACGGAUAGUUGAGUAAUCCGCAGAUCUAGAAUUACCUUGCAUUGCCGAAAUCAUGUGUAUAUAGUGAAUGUUAUAUAAUAAACCUGGCAGGUCUGUUUUAAUUUAAUUGAAUAAAGAUACAAAUACUU
Molecule: messenger RNA, 5224 nt
Organism: Neofelis nebulosa (Clouded leopard)
Lineage: Eukaryota; Metazoa; Chordata; Mammalia; Carnivora; Felidae
Gene: SOS1
Product: SOS Ras/Rac guanine nucleotide exchange factor 1
Exons: 23
Coding region: 133-4134 (1333 amino acids)
Biological process (GO): positive regulation of GTPase activity; Ras protein signal transduction
Cellular component (GO): plasma membrane
Molecular function (GO): protein heterodimerization activity; guanyl-nucleotide exchange factor activity
Source: RefSeq, a predicted model, not a curated record